AUGAAGAAGAAGCAGGAGGAGAGUUCGUUGGAAAAGCUAAGCACUUGGUACGAAGACGGAGGAGAGCAAGAAGGUGGAGAGAGAGGCGAGAAGCGACGAUUGAGUUUGAUAAAAGCAUCAUCGGAGUUUAGCAAAGAGGAUAAGUCCAUUGACGAGUUUCACGAUCGCGAUUCCAAGAGGGAUCGAGAUCGAACUCAUGGAUCAUCUUCUGAUUCGAGUAAGAAGAAGAGAUGGGACGAAACUGGUGCUGAUAGUGAAAGAGGAGAUCACAUCAGCAACAAAAGCAGUAAGCUUUCUGAGACUAGGCAUGAAACCGCCGGAGAUUCGAAGUCUGAUAGAAGUUUGAAGAUGAGCAGCAGAGAGGAGAAGAGUAAUAAGAGUAGAGGAAGGUCAGAUUCCGUUAAGGAAGAUGAUAGAGGAAGUAGUCCUCUUAAGAAAGUUAGCGGUAAGGAUGAAGUGAGAAGGCGUCAUCAAGAAUCAGAACAGUCGGAUGCGGAUUACGAGAAGGAGAAGUAUAGCCGGAAAGAGGAAAGAUCGAGAGGAAGAGAUGAUGGUUGGUCUGAUAGAGAUAGGGAUAGGGAUCAAGAAGGCUCGAAAGAUAAUUGGAAGAGAAGACAUUCAAGUGGUAGUGGUGAUAAAGAUCAUAAAGAUGGAGACUUGGCUUAUGAGCGAGGCAGGGAACGGGAGUUUCCGAGGCAAGGGCGUGAGAGGAGUGAAGGAGAGAGGUCUCAUGGUCGUUCAGGUGGUAGGAAAGAUGGGAACAGAGGUGAGGCAGUUAAGGCAAUGUCAAGUGGUGGUGUUUCUAAUGAGAAUUAUGAUGUGAUUGAGAUACAAACCAAACCGCUUGAUUCUGGAGCGAGCUUGGCUCAGCAGCCUCCCAAGAAGAGUGAUGAAGAUUGUUGGGGUUACAACAACCAGGAAGGUAGUAGACAGAGGAGUGAGAAUUUUGGUUUUGGAUCUUAUGGUGAGGAUUCGAGAGAUGAAGCCAGCUCUGAUUACUCUGGAGCUAAACCGAGAUACCAGAGAGGUGCAACACCUGGAAGAACUAACUACGCGCAGACGCCUAAUAGAGGAUCUCAGAGUUCACAAGGCAUGAAAGGGAACAGACCGCUAAGGGGUGGAAAAGGAAGACAUGGUGGUGGUGGUGGUGGUGGGAGAGAGAACCAACAAGGUGCUAUUCAAUUGCCUAUCAUGGGGUCACCAUUUGCAAACCUUGGAAUGCCACCACCGAGUCCCAUUCAGUCUCUUACGCCUGGAAUGUCGCCAAUUCCUGGCGCUACUGUUACCUCUAUUUUCAUGCCUCCAUUUGCUCCAACUCUUGUCUGGCCAGGGGCUAGAGGAGUUGAUGGUAAUAUGUUGCCUGUUCCUCCUGUUCUCUCGCCUCUUCCUCCUGGACCAUCAGGUCCGAGAUUUCCUUCCAUUGGCACUUCACCAAACCCGAACAUGUUCUUUAAUCCUCCACCAGGUUCUGAAAGAGGAGGGCCUUCUCCUAGCUUCUCCAACUCUUCGUUCAAUGUUUCUGGACAAAUGGGACGUGGAAUGCCGUCUGAGAAUAAGAACUCAGGGGGAUGGGUUCCUCCUCCUCGAGGCGGUGGACCUCCUGGGAAAGCUCCUUCUAGGGGAGAGCAAAACGACUAUUCUCAGAACUUUGUGGAUACUGGGAUGCGUCCACAGAACUUCAUCCGAGAGCUGGAGCUAACCAAUGUAGAAGACUAUCCAAAGCUUAGGGAGCUGAUACAGAAGAAGGAUGAGAUUGUUACUAACUCUGCUUCUGCGCCAAUGUAUUUGAAAGGCGACUUGCAUGAACUCGAGCUGUCUCCAGAGUUAUUCGGAACAAAGUUUGAUGUUAUUCUUAUUGACCCGCCGUGGGAGGAAUAUGCCCAUAGAGCUCCUGGUGUUUCUGAUAGUAUGGAGUAUUGGACAUUUGAGGAGAUCAUGAAUCUUAAGAUUGAGGCAAUAGCUGACACUCCCUCCUUUGUCUUCCUCUGGGUUGGUGAUGGUAUUGGGCUAGAGCAAGGACGCCAAUGCCUGAAAAGGUGGGGUUACAGAAGGUGUGAGGACAUUUGCUGGGUGAAGACGAACAAAAGUAAUGCAGCACCAACUUUACGACAUGAUUCUCGUACUGUGUUUCAGCGCUCCAAGGAGCACUGCUUGAUGGGGAUAAAGGGUACUGUUCGACGUAGCACUGAUGGUCAUAUAAUCCACGCUAACAUCGACACUGAUGUUAUUAUUGCUGAAGAGCCUCCCUACGGUUCGACACAGAAACCUGAAGACAUGUAUAGGAUCAUAGAGCAUUUUGCACUUGGUCGCCGAAGGCUUGAGCUGUUCGGUGAAGAUCACAACAUUCGAUCUGGCUGGCUUACUGUUGGAAAAGCCCUUUCUUCCUCAAACUUCGAACCACAGGCUUUUGUGAGGAACUUUGCGGACAAGGAAGGUAAAGUGUGGCAAGGAGGAGGAGGAAGGAAUCCGCCUCCAGACGCGCCGCAUCUCGUUGUGACUACACCUGAUAUCGAGUCUCUCCGGCCGAAAUCACCGAUGAAGAAUCAGCAACAACAGUCAUCAUACGCACAGUCUCUGCCUUCCUCUGCAAAUUCCUCAAACCGGAGAGCCACAGGUAACUCACCGCAGGCAAAUCCUAAUGUUGUUGUCUUACAUCAAGAAGCUUCUGGUUCUAACUUCUCUGUUCCGCCCCCGCAUUGGGUGGCAACACCACCACCACCCGCGGCAGCAGCAGCUCCUCCUCCUUCGCCGAUGGAGAGCUUUAGAGUGCCUGAAGGUGGCAACAACAACCCAAGACCACCGGAGGACAAAGUUUUUGACGUGUACGGCUUUAAUUGA
Messenger RNA from Microthlaspi erraticum, 2838 nucleotides. The record is from the annotation of a GenBank genome assembly. NCBI's taxonomy places the organism in Eukaryota, Viridiplantae, Streptophyta, Magnoliopsida, Brassicales, Brassicaceae.